AUGAAGUUCUCCCUCAUCAUCGUUGCUCUCAGUAAUAUCUUUGCAUCGGCCAUCGCUGCUCCUGUGGCAAAGAGCGUUCCGGCAAAGGAUAACAGCGGAGGAAGGCUUGUACUCGAUGGUGCUCAAUGCAGCCCCGUCCAAGGUCGCCUAGUCUGCGAUGAUGGUUUCGGCAACACAUUCUUUGCGGACGACCCUUUCUCUUCAUAG
Messenger RNA from Colletotrichum orchidophilum, 207 nucleotides. RefSeq lists its product as uncharacterized. The transcript is spliced from 2 exons. Lineage: Eukaryota; Fungi; Ascomycota; Sordariomycetes; Glomerellales; Glomerellaceae. The coding region runs from base 1 to 207 and encodes 68 amino acids. The record is from RefSeq and is a predicted model, not a curated record.